UCUGCUUGCAUACCUAUCUAUCAACAUAAGUUGUUAUUGUCGUAGGCAAAACAAUGUAUCGUACAUGUGCGUACAUGUGCCAUCUGCGUUUUAUAUGAAUUCUCAACCUAUAAAUGUAGACAGGAGAAUAUUCUUAUUGACACAAAUCACGCUGUGCUUCAUAAGCCGUUUCUUUAGCUGACCAUUAGGACGAUGAACAGAUUUUGUCAACACUGUCUACAUGUAUUUCUGUGAUGGGGAAGAGACGUGUUCAGGCACUAACACUUGAUAGCGUUUGACCUAUAUCCACCAGUGCCCAGUAAGCCAAGCAGGUCAAUGGAGUGAACCGUAGCGGACAUAUUGAAAAUAUAUACAUGUUGUAUAUAAUUGAAAAUAUUGUAUUAUUUAUUGGUUUAGAACUGACUAUGACAUGUCUUGCUGGCCUACAUUUUUGCAGCAUAUUCAACACUCGCUACCAUGCAUUGAUUAUUCAACCCGGCUGGCACUAAGGAGGUAAAGGUCACGCAUGCGCCCUAAUGGCGUUUCCCAAGCACACGAAAACACAAAACACAGACCUGGUUUCACUUCCCUUUUGCCCGCCUUAUUCGUGUGUUCUGUGUUGUGUUUUUAAUAUCAGCAAAACUUAGUCGUGAAGCAUGGCUUACGACUGUAUAGAAAGGCGAAUCAGUCGUCUGUUUGCCCUAUACGGAGGCUUCCUGGCAAGACACCCACUCCCCUUCCUUAUUUUGCCCGUUGUGUUGGCAGCUGGCCUGGGAGCAGGAAUGUAUUUUAUGGCGUCAGAUUCGUCCGUGGAAGGAUUGUACACACCUGAUAAUGGCCGAGGGAAAACAGAGCGCGCUGUUGUGGAAGAACAUUUCCCAGUCAAUGACUCUGAAAAUUUUCAGACUUCCAGACUCGUAACAUUCGGUAGAUCGGCCAGCGUCAUCGUGACGACUACAGAGAAAAACGACGACGUUCUGAGGAUGCCCGUUCUGAGAGAGGUCCUGUCACUCUACAACAAUAUUUCCGAAAUAGAAGCGCCGAUGUCAGGGACAAACUACUCAUUUAUGGACUUGUGUACCAAAUGGCAAUCUCAGUGUGUAGUCGGUGGAUACCACCUUCUCAACUUUACAUUGGAGAAAGAUGAAAACACGACGAUUGGUUACCCCUGGACAAAUCUACCUGACGGAACUCGGCUCUUCAGUGGAGCCACCCUGGGAGGGGUAACUCUCGAGUCGGGAUCGGAGGACGUCAGCACCGCUGCCGCCUUCAAGCUGACCUUCUACCUACGCAGUGAGAAGCCCGAAGAUGACAAACUGAGCGAAGAAUGGGAAAAGGCUUUUCUAUCCUACAUGGACAAUUUUCAAUCGGACAUAAUAGAAGUUUCUCGAACCUCGUCACAGUCCCUUGAAGAAGAACUGUCCAAACUGACGGCCCGCAUCAUCCCACGGUUCUCCAUCACCUUCACAGUCCUCAUCACCUUUUCCAUUUUCUCCUGCAUGAUGCUGGACAUGGUCCGCACCAAGCCGUGGCUGGGCAUGCUCGGCGUCGUGUCGGCAGGCAUGGCGGUGGUGUCCUCCAUGGGGCUGUGUUUGUACUGUGGGGUCAGAUUCACCAGCGUGGUGGCCUCCAUGCCAUUUCUCAUCGUAGGUAUCGGAGUGGACGACAUGUUCAUCAUGAUCGCGGCCUGGAGGAAGACCCAUCCUGGAGGCAGCGUGGAGAAACGCAUGGAGGAGACGUACGCGGAGGCUGCUGUCUCCAUCACCAUAACAACCAUUACGGACGGACUGGCCUUCGGCAUCGGCGCCAUCACAGUGUUCCCGGCCAUCCGCAUUUUCUGCAUCUAUACUGGGGUAGCCGUACUUUUUGAUUACUUCUUCCAAGUAACCUUCUUCGGUGCCUGCAUGGUAUAUGUAGGACGCCGUGAGAAAGGCAACCGUCACGCAGCUACCUGCAUGCGGGCGGCUACUCCUAACGAAGCCAAAGAUAGGUCAGGUUGCUAUCGCAUUUUCUGCACAGGAAACACAAUGGCGGGAGUUAACGAGAAGGGGGAGUUCUCGGGUAGCGACCAUGCUAUCAUGACCUUUUUCAAAGAUCAUUUUGGGCCUUUCAUUACCAAGACAUGGGUAAAGGUUGUAGUCAUGUUAGUGUUUGCUGGGUACUUAGGUUGCGCCAUAUGGGGAUGUCUGCAGGUAAGAGAAGGUAUUCGUCUCAGUAACCUUGCUGCCGAUGACUCCUACGUGGUGAGUUACAACAACAAAGAUGAUCAGCAUUAUAUGUCUUAUGGUGCCAAAAUUUCUAUCAGCUUCACUGAUGAACUAGAAUACUGGAACAAAACCGUCCAAGACCAAAUUGAAAUCACUCUCAGUCUGUUUGAGGAGACGGACUUUACUUCGGGCAAAAACGAAUCAGAAUCUUGGCUGCGUGAUUACCUUGAUUUCAUAGAUCAGUUCUCAAGUAUCAUUCCAGGCCUGAACGCCACAAGCAAAGUACCAUUCAUUACAAACCUCAAAGAUCAUUUUCUCACUCGUUUCAAACGGUAUGAGCUCGACAUUGAGUUAAACGACAACAAGACCGAAAUUCUCGCUUCACGUUUUCUGGUUCAGACUAAGGAAAUUACAAGUUCUGUCCGUGAAAAGGACAUGGUUAACAAAAUGAGAGAACUUGCUGAUCAGAGCCCUUUUCAAACCACGGUUUACCACCCUAGCUUUAUUUUCUAUGAUCAGUACAUCGCUAUUCUUCCCAACACCCUACAGAACUUGGGUAUCGCCACAGCCACCAUGUUCGUGGUGGCCCUUGUCCUCGUGCCCCACCCCGUCUGUUCCGUCUGGGUGACCCUGUCCAUCGCGUCCAUCUGUGCGGGGGUGGUCGGGUACAUGACUUUUUGGGACGUCAAUCUAGACGCCAUUUCCAUGAUCAACAUCAUCAUGUGCAUAGGCUUUUCUGUCGACUUUUCGGCACACAUCACUUAUGCGUUCGUGUCCUGUAAAGAAGACAGCAGUAACGCUAGAGCGGUAUUUGCCCUGUAUACUUUAGGCAUGCCCAUCUUGCAGGGUUCCCUGUCCACCAUUUUAGGUGUAGCAGCCUUGUCCACUGCUCCAUCGUAUAUCUUCCGCACGUUUUUCAAAACAAUGUUCUUAGUUAUUCUCUUAGGGGCGCUGCAUGGGUUAGUUGUUCUUCCCGUGCUUCUGACCUUCUUGGGACCAGGUGCCUGUAGAAGCAAGCAAGUUGUCAAGGAAUCACGGAGUGGCCCACACAGCAAUGUGGGUGACAAUCAUUUGAUUGAUGACAACAUGAGAGUUUGGCUAGACAGUUUGAAAACCUCUGAGAGAAAUAAUACCAAAUCUCAGCGUCCUUCAAGUGAUCAGUGCAACAGUAACGUGCCCACAUCGUCCCAGUAUACGUACACCAACCCUUCCUUUGAAUUGCCCCAAGAGUAGAUCUGCGUUCAGACAUUGGCAGCAUGGAAGACAAACAUAGCACUGAUAUAGCCAUUCCUCUGAUUAUGCAACAUAGGGUGUUUGUAAGUAGAUGGCUAGUUGGUUGUGCAUUUUUGGCAGAAAAUGACACAUUUUUGUCUCACAUUCUGUGUUCAUAUAACCUAACGUAGACUAUACUAAACAAGAGAAACAGAGAUGAACUUUAUGAGUUUCUUUACAUAUGCACAUUUCUGUCAAGCAUUUAACAGCAAUUAACUUUAAAACUGUUAUGUGGCCUCAAUAAUAAAUGUGUUAGUUGUGCUACAGUAAGUGCAAGUGGGAUUGCGGGAUUAAUAAUACGUGUAUAUAUAUGUGUGUGUAAAUACCUAGCCUAGCGAACUCCAUUUCACAUUGUCCCACUGGAUUGUAAGCUUGUACAUACAUGUAUGUUUAUGAGUAUGUCU
Molecule: messenger RNA, 3862 nt
Organism: Branchiostoma belcheri (Belcher's lancelet)
Lineage: Eukaryota; Metazoa; Chordata; Leptocardii; Amphioxiformes; Branchiostomatidae
Product: patched domain-containing protein 3-like
Exons: 2
Coding region: 636-3419 (927 amino acids)
Cellular component (GO): membrane
Source: RefSeq, a predicted model, not a curated record